AUGGUCCAACUCGGCACCCGUACGACCUGGACGCGGCAAACGCGCGUCGCGGCGCUAGUGAGCGUGUGGCUGCUCGUGCUGUGCUUCGUCUCGCUGUGGCUUGCGGCGGGCGAAGUGACCUCUAUCCCGUCGUAUGUCAAGACGACAGGCGAGGGCAUCGCGUCGCAGUUCGCUGCUGCGAAAUGCGACAACGCGUCCGAGGUGGCCGAGAUUGAGCGCCUCGCUGCCGACGCGACGAGCCUGCGCGCGGCCGCCGAGCAGGCCAAGGCCGACUCUGCGCGGCUGACGACAUGGAACGGCGGCCCGCUCUGCUCGCAGCCUAUCGUCGAUGCGCUCGCUGCGCUCGACAACAAGUGGGGCUCCAUCGGCCUCGACAUGAGCGUCGCGCACUGGGGUACCGGUGCGCGCGUGCGCCGCGCCGUGUCCAAGCUGUUGAAGGGGGAGGAGUUUACAAUCGGCGUCAUGGGCGGCUCGUUGACAUACGGCCACGGCCUGCCCGAGGGCGGCUCGCCAUGGCCCCUUCUCGUGGAGGCCGGCCUCAAGAAGGUGUUCCCCGCCGCAAAGGUCAAGGUCGUCAACGGCGCCAUCCCGGCCACGGGGACAGACUACUUCCAGGCUUGCUACCAGCACCAUGUGCCCGGCAGCUCGGACAUCUUCGUGCUGGAAGGGGCGGUGAACGAUCUGAUCAUCGAGGAUAAGGGCGAAGGCGGCGGCCUGAGCGUCGACACGACAAUCCACACCGAACACCUCGUCCGUGACAUCCUCGGUAAGCGGCCAGACAACGCCGUCAUCAUGUUCUCUGCGUUCGCAUCAUCGCGCGAAUGGUUCAACGGCGCAGACAAGCACUCGACCGUCGCCGCCUUCUACGACGUGCCCCGCAUCACUAUGCGCACAUUCCUCUACCAGUACAUCCUGCAGAACGAGGGGUCGCAGUUCGACUUUUAUGGCACGGCGGACAGGGAGCACCCGAACCAGGCGGGACAGGAGUACAUGGCUGAUAUCUUCCUGCACUACCUCCUCCGCGAGGCAUGCCGCGCCGAGACCCUCACCUCGGUGCACGACACGGCCCUGCUCGACGGGAAGAAGUACCCGGGGUUGAGCGGCACCGCGCUCAAGGGCCACUUUGACCCGUUCGCGCUACCGCGCAUCCGCGUCCACGACAGCAUCUACGCGGUGCAGGCGCCAGAGGUCCACUCGUACUGCCGUUCCGCGAACGUGCGCGACGCGGCCGACCGGCCCGCGCUGUACCCCAGCGCCAAGACGGGCGACUGGGACCAGGUCGGCUGGUCGGACAAGCACUUCUGGAGCUCGUCGACCCCCGGCGAGCGCAUCACGUUCAGCGAUAUCCCCGUCAGCGAGGGCACACUGUCCAUCUUCUACCUCCGCGGGCCGCACGAGGGGUCCAUGCUCUGCUGGUACGACGACAACCGCACACACGCACAGCAGGUAAUCGGCUACUGGGACUAUGUCAACGUCGGCAGCAUCGGAGUCGUUGCGACUGGCCUCCCAGCGAAGAACUACAGCUUGACUUGCGAGAUCGACAAGGAGACCAAGGCUGAGGGUAACGAGACGGUCGCGCAUAUCAUCGCCGUGAUGACGCGGGGCGGCGACAGCGGCGUCGACGCUGACGGCUCGAUCCGCUUCGACCGCUCCGUGCUGCGCGACUUUGCCGGCGAGCGCCUGAGCGUCGGUCGCACUGUCGUCGAUGACGUACUCGCCAAGAUCGCCCCCUCGACGCAGCUGGGGAACAAUAGGCUCUCGGCGGGGCAGGUGCACGCCGUGUUCCGGCUGCUGUCGCACCGGCGUAACGGCGUGCUCGACCCCGAGCUGGUGUUCGUGCCGGCCGAGCCCCUGCCGCUCGACCCCGAGAAGGAGGUGCCCGCGCCGCCGCGCCGCUCGAGCGUCCGCGUCAGCUCGGCCCCAAGCACGGCAACGACGCCGACCGGCUGGCCCGACAAGGCGAGCAAGCGCCCCAGCCUGCCGCCGCGCCCGCGCUCCCCGUCGUCCUCGCCACCAGCGUCGCCGCCCAUCGACGCGCGGCCGCGCAAGAGCCUCCCGAUGGGCAACAGCCUCGACCCGUUCCGCGAUAUCCCCAGCCCGUCCAACUCGCCCGCCAAGUCGCGCGCGUACUCUGCCUCGGCGGCGGUAGGGAGCAACAACCCUUUCCGCGCGAGCAUCGUCGCCGCUGCCGACGUCGCUGUCGACCCGCUGGAGACGAUCAGUGCGCCGCCUACGGCGUCGACGUCGUCCGCGCCGAGGCCACCUCUGCCGCCCCGGAAGCCGAGCGUCAGGCGGCCUGGGUCUGCGCUCCCGCCUCGCGUGCCGUCGCUGUCAAAGUCGAAGACGCGGCCGACGCGCGCCGACUCGACGUCGUCGUCGUUCUCCGACGCGUCGAGGAACGAGCCGACAAGCACGUCCCAGCCAUCUGAUCUGAUGCAGCAGAGCCUGGCCGCAGCCCAGGCCAGCGCUAGCGUUCGCCAGCGCCGCGGGAAGGAGGAGGCAGUGUUACAGGUUAUCCGCUCGUCGGCCAUCGAGAGGCCGCAGCCUCCACCGCCGGCUGGCCGGCGCGACAUCAUUGACACUGUGAACCGCGCUGUGCGCGAGUCGCAGGUCGACCCGCCACCUCCCCCACCACAGCGUGUGCCGUCUGCAUCAUCGCGUGUCAAGCCGCCAGUCGCGCCCAGGCCGUCCCCCACCCCCGUGCCCCUCUCUGCGGCGUUCAACACUGUCGCAGAAGGGUACAAGGCAAAGUACCCCGGCCUCCGGACAUGGUCGCCUGUUGGGUUGCUUGCCGAUCGGCCCGGACGGACAAACUACGCCAUGAUCAUUUUAAAUCAGCAGAUCACGCGCCGGGACACGCUGUACCGCGCGUGGGCGGCAAGCACGGUGAGGCUGUGCGCCGACGGCGGUGCGAACCGUCUCUACGAUGCUCUGGACGCUGAGGAGCGUGCCAUUAUGCUCCCUACCAUGAUCAAGGGCGACCUCGACUCGCUGCGCUCCGACGUCCGAGCGUACUACUCAUCCAAGGGCGUGGCCAUCAAGCGCGACCCGUCAGAGUACGCGACGGAUCUGAUGAAGUGCAUGGAGGAGGUGGAGGCGAUUGAGAAGGCUAGCGGCAAGCAGUUCGCGCUACUCUUCUAUGGUGGAUUCUCCGGGAGACUCGACCAAACCGUCCACACCAUGUCGGUUUUACUCAAACUCCGCGAGAAACGCCGCGAGACAUAUGUCAUCAGCGAGGACUCACUGGCCUGGGUGACCGACACGGGCGCGCACCUCAUCGAUAUUGAUCACGCGACCAUGGGCCAGACGUGUGGCAUCCUUCCUAUUGGUGUCGAGGACGCGUUUGUCCGCACCGAGGGGCUCAAGUGGAACCUGAACUGGGUCACGUCUAUCGGCGGCGAGCUCAGCACGUCGAAUCACCUUUUGCCGUCUGAACCGGCCGUGUUCCUGGAGACGACAGCGCCAGUUUUCUGGACGGUGGAGAUCCAGCCCAACCUCGCCAUCCCGUUGCUCAAAUCGCCGCUGUCACCCGCCGACGAGGUCGCGCGGGGCGUCAAGGACCUCGGUAUGGGUAUUGCUCGUGCAGCCGGAGAGGUGCGCAAGGACUUUGGCCGCCGGCUGUCGACCCGGCAGGUGCCUAGCCACGCGGCUGCUCCCAACGGGGUGGGGCAACUUGGUGACCGUGAACGUGAGCGUGGGGAACGGGCUGGGCUGGUGAGAAACAGCGACGACGAGUAUGCUGAGCGUGAGCGUGAUGUUGAUGGCUAUGCUCAGCUCGACUAGAUGUGUGUGUGUGUGUGUAUGCAUGGGGCGUGGGCGUGGG
This is a messenger RNA of Vanrija pseudolonga, 3823 nucleotides long. RefSeq names its product thiamine pyrophosphokinase 1. Gene Ontology annotation, molecular function: ATP binding; thiamine binding; thiamine diphosphokinase activity. Bases 1 to 3783 code for a protein of 1260 amino acids. Gene Ontology annotation, biological process: thiamine metabolic process; thiamine diphosphate biosynthetic process. The record is from RefSeq and is a predicted model, not a curated record. Lineage: Eukaryota; Fungi; Basidiomycota; Tremellomycetes; Trichosporonales; Trichosporonaceae. The transcript is spliced from 9 exons.